AUGAGCUCUAUCUCUCGCUCCAAUACUCCUGGGAAGCCUGAAACCCCCCUCUUGGGACCCGCAGAUGAGGCGCUAAGCGACCACCCACACUAUCAUCCAAAUGCCACACUUUUGCUUGUGGGAUUCUUUGGUGCAGGCAAGAAAACACUGGGAAUCAUAGCUUCAGUUGCCUUGAGACGGCGUUUCAUUGAUUUCGACUUGUACUUCAAGCAAGAAGUUCAGUCCUCCCCGCAAGAGUUCAUUGCUCGCAAUGGACUGGCCCAAUAUCGAGAGAUCGAGCUCAAGAUAUCGCGCGAGCUUCUUACAAAAUAUGAUAAAUAUUGUGUUAUCGUUGGACUAGGAGGAUUUGCUAGUCGCCCUCAGCAGGUGUUGCUAGCCGAGUUUGCUCAGCAGCAUCCUGUUGUAUAUGUGAGACGGGACGAACAAGACCUACGGCAAUUUGUGACCACGAGCCCCGAAAAAUUCGAUCGAAUAUUUGAAUUGGGUAAUGAGUUUUUUGAGUCGUGCUCCAACUUCGACUUCUUCAAUCUCACCCAGGGCCAACCAGACCAAGCAUUACCCACCUACCUCAAACUCAAGGAAACGGAACGUCUGGUCGUGGCAUUCUUACGUCGCAUAUUUGGAAAUUCUAUCCCCCAGAUCUUCUCGGCAGAACCGUUUUCUGCAGCUCAUACAUUUUCCUUGCAAGUACCUCUAUCAUGGCUGGAAGAGACACGUCCAGACUUGAACUUUCUGGAAUGCGGCGCCGAUGCUAUCGCUCUAGUACUAUCGCCCCAGGACGUGCAGUCAACUAGACUGCCCGAUAGGCUUUCGCGGCACAUAGCGACUCUGCGGAAGCACUCUCGAGUUGCAAUAAUCAUAGACAUCUCUUCAAUACCUUCCAAGUCGCUGGAUCUUAUGGCACAGGAGAAGAUGUUGAAAAUGACUCUUCGCCUUGCCCCUGAUGCCUUAAUCAUAUCAAUUAAUUGCCAUGAGGGGCUUGUCAAAAGCUUGAGCUCCUCAAGAGGAUUCACGAAAAUCAUAGCCGAUUUCCAUGAAUUAUCACCAGUGGGAUCAAAACAGAACCGUCUCACGCCUUUGAUUCUCCAUGAACAGACUCGAUCUUUGCGACUUGGUGCGAUCCGCAUCACAGGCGAAUCCAAACUCCCAGAAGACAACCUUGAAUGUAUCUCAUUUCUCAAGGAGGCAACUGCCGUUAUGGAUGUUCCUGUGAUUGCGUACAACAAAGAACUGCCAGGUCGAACUUCGAUUUGCUUGAAUCCUAUAUUGUCACCGGUAGUACUGCCAUCUACGCCAUCAAGUGGGCUUACCGUGCAACAAGCACAGAAGGCAAUGACAUCAUUCUUUCUAUUGCCCAAGAAAAAGUUUACUAUCUUUGGGCAGACUGUCAAGUACAGUCUCUCGCCUGAAAUGCACCAGGCAGCAUAUGAACAUUGCGGACUCCCACAUACAUACGAUACCCUGCAGGCUAAUGAAAUCUCCGCUGUUCAUGGGCUUUUGAAUGACGAAGAGCGUGGUGGUGUUACCAUAUCCCUUCCCUUUAAAUCCGCAAUUUUGCCCUACAUCGACGAGAUCACUGAAGAUGCUGAUGAUAUGCAAGCUGUCAAUACAGUUGUCAUAGAGCCAAAGCAAAAUUCAGACGGGUCACAUAUUACCGUCCGAAAGGGUUACAACACAGACCAUAUCGGAAUUAGAGAUUGUAUCGACAAACAUCUCUCGCCGGCCAACGCAGUGCGUGAUGGAACCACGGCUCUGAUUGUGGGUGCGGGCGGAAUGGCCCGUGCUGCAAUCUAUGCUUGCUAUGAGCUCGGCGUUCAACGGAUCUUCAUUUAUAACCGCACCCCCGAAAAUGCACAAAAGCUGGCCGACUAUUGGAACGGGUGGGCUCAAUCUAAGCCUGGGGUCAACUUGCAAGUUGGUAUUAUCAGGUCAGAGGAACCCUGGCCAUCAGAUCUUCGUCUACCAACUAUUGUUGUGCCAUGCAUUCCGCCUUUUCAAAUUGGCAGUGAACAUCCGGUGGUGUUCAAAAUUCCGGAGCAUUGGCUUGAGAGUCGGACUGGUGGCGUAUUUGUCGAGGUAAGUUUUUUUUUUUGA
Molecule: messenger RNA, 2094 nt
Organism: Penicillium verhagenii
Lineage: Eukaryota; Fungi; Ascomycota; Eurotiomycetes; Eurotiales; Aspergillaceae
Product: putative pentafunctional AROM polypeptide
Exons: 1
Coding region: 1-2094 (697 amino acids)
Biological process (GO): shikimate metabolic process; chorismate biosynthetic process
Molecular function (GO): 3-dehydroquinate dehydratase activity; shikimate 3-dehydrogenase (NADP+) activity
Source: RefSeq, a predicted model, not a curated record